AUGUUGCCUGUACGACUGCUACUUUGCAUACUACUUUUCCUAGUAUCCUAUAGUCGCCAGAGCCAAAUACCACCACGAGACUAUGACAAGCUCAACUACUUUCUCGUUGAAUUAAACACUACGCACAGUCAAAAACCGUUGGUAGACUUUAUUUCCCAAUACAAGGAUCAUUAUAGAUUCGAACACCAAGUUCACUCAUUAGAUAACUAUUAUGUAUUUAGCAUAGACAAACAGCAUCCUCACAAUUCGUUCUUGGGCAAUCACAACUCGAAUAACCACAAUAGAAUCAAGAGAUCGCCAGGAUUCGAAGAUGUUCACGAUCAUUUAAUUAAUAAUAUUCAGUCGCUACAUAUGUUGCCACCUAAAAAAUUGUCAAAGAGGUUACCGGUAUUUAUAGAUGCAAAAGACGUACAAGAAGCUGGCAAUGGUGGCUAUGAUGGUGGGCUCCAAACUCAACAGCCUCCAUCGGAGUUUGAAAAAGCUCAAAAAAGAUUAGCUGAAGUGUCUAUAAAAUUGGGCAUCCAAGAUCCCGAGUUUGCUAGCCAAUGGCAUCUUUUAAACUUAAAGUACCCGGGACAUGAUGUAAAUGCCACUGGGUUGUGGAUGGAGGAUAUCUUGGGGCAAGGAAUCGUUACUGCUAUUGUUGAUGAUGGAUUGGACGCCGAGAGCGAGGACUUGCAAGAAAACUUCAGUGCCAAAGGCUCAUGGGACUUCAACGACAACGUUAAUAUCCCUUUACCACGUUUAUUUGACGACUACCAUGGCACGAGAUGCGCCGGUGAGAUUGCUGCUGUCAAGAAUGACGUUUGUGGAAUCGGUGUAGCUUACAAGUCGCAAGUUGCCGGUAUCAGGAUCUUGUCGGGAUCCAUCACAUCUGCUGAAGAAGCUGCUGCAAUGUGUUAUGGCUUGGAUGUCAACGACAUUUACUCGUGUUCGUGGGGUCCCACAGAUAAUGGCAGGACUUUAAGCGAACCGGAAGUUGUCGUGAAACAAGCAAUGAUUAAAGGAAUUCAAGAAGGCAGAAACAACAAGGGGGCCAUUUAUGUGUUUGCAUCGGGCAACGGAGGACGUUUUAGCGACUCGUGCAACUUUGACGGCUACACUAACUCGAUCUAUUCUAUCACCGUUGGAGCUAUUGACUACAAAGGUAUACAUCCAGCAUAUUCCGAGGCGUGCUCAGCAGUCAUGGUGGUUACCUAUUCUUCCGGAUCAGGCGAACACAUCCAUACCACCGAUAUCAAAAAGAAGUGCAGUGCAUCUCACGGUGGAACUUCAGCAGCUGCACCAUUGGCAAGUGGAAUCUUUUCGUUGAUUCUUAGCGUGAAUCCGGAUUUGACAUGGAGAGACUUGCAAUAUAUCAAUGUGCUCAGUGCCACACCCAUCAAUGAAGAAGAUGGCAACUAUCAAACCACAGCAUUGGGACGCUUGUAUUCCCACAGAUAUGGCUAUGGUAAGACUGAUGCUUACAAGAUGGUUCAAUUUGCCAAGACUUGGAAAAAUGUCAAGCCUCAAGCGUGGUAUUAUAGUGAUGUCAUAGAGGUGAACCAGAAAAUAUCACUACACAAACCACCACCGCCAAUGCAACAAGAAGAGCAAGAGGAAGAAGAAAAUCCAUUGAAAAUCAUCAAAUCUACAAUUACUGUCACCAAAGAAGAUCUCAAGGUGAUGAAUGUUGAUAAAGUGGAACACAUCACUGUAAAGGUCAACAUUGGUGCUUCAUUUAGAGGUCGAGUCGGGGUCAGACUCAUUUCACCCUCGGGCGUCAUUUCAGAUUUGGCCACUUUCAGACCGGGUGACUCUUCAUUCCGUGGCUUUGAAGACUGGACUUUUAUGUCCGUGGCGCAUUGGGGAGAAGAUGGAUUGGGUGAAUGGGAGAUUGAAGUUUUCUCGGACGAUUCGCAUGCCGAUCCGAUCGACAUUGAGUUUAAGAACUGGCAAUUUAGAAUCUUUGGUGAGAGUAUUGACGCUGACAAGGCUGAAACGUAUGAGUUGUUGAAGGACUAUGCCGCUGUUCGAAGAGAUAGAAUCGAGGAGGGCAAAAACAAAGAGCCAGAGGCCACAACCAAUACCAGCACCGAGGAGGGUGCAACGAGCACCACUGAAGAGCCAUUGACGACUUCUCUGACGCCUGAAGACUCGACAACAACAACAACGACAGCAGCAGCAACCACGGAACUUUCAACCUCAACCGUUUCCACCACCACCACCACCGAGUCUCCCUCUUCAACUCCAACCGGUGACGAUGAUGAUGACGAUCAUGAAGAGGAAGGAGGAUUGCCCACUGAUGAACCCGAUGAUGGCAAGCACAAGUCAUCAAAUCACACUGGCCAAUAUUUCAUGGCACUUGCAGUUCUCGGAUUCAUUGCCGUGCUCGUCAUUAUGAAACGUCAAAGAUCAGCGGCAGCAAAACGCAGAAUGGUGAGAGAUGAUUUUGAGUUUGACAUUAUUCCCGGUGAUGACUAUACCGACUCGGACGAUGAAGAAGACAAUCGUCCGACUAAUCCUAGGCCACGUUCCCAUUUCGACUCAUUUGACUUGGGCCGUGAUGGCGGGAAAAUCUCGAAACAAGAUGAUGCAGCAAGAGACCGUCUCUUUGAGCAAUUCAAUGCUGAGAGUUUACCUGAUUAUGAUGACGAGAUGUUCAAAAUAGGUGAAGAUGAAGAAGAAGAAGAAGAAGAAGACGAUAGAUUAGUUGGUGGCAGUGGAGGCAUUGGAAAGGACAAGGAUAAGGACAAGAAAAAAGUUGCAUUUAAAAACGAUCUGAAACUGGGUGGGAAAAACAAGGAUCAAGAAGAAGGCAAGCUGUUGAUUGAUCAUGCGGAGGGAGUAGAUGAAGGUGAAACCGAAACAACAAAGCUGGAUAGAGACACUGACUCGGUGUAA
This is a messenger RNA of Lodderomyces beijingensis, 2883 nucleotides long. The record is from the annotation of a GenBank genome assembly. NCBI's taxonomy places the organism in Eukaryota, Fungi, Ascomycota, Pichiomycetes, Serinales, Debaryomycetaceae.